UCGCUACUGUCCAGCAUCGACAUGCCUGAACCAGCCAAGUCCGCGCCCAAGAAGGGCUCCAAGAAAGCCGUGACCAAGACCGCCGGCAAAGGAGGCAAAAAGAAGAAGAGGACCAGGAAGGAGAGCUACGCCAUCUACGUGUACAAGGUGCUCAAGCAGGUCCACCCCGACACCGGCAUCUCGUCCAAGGCCAUGAGCAUCAUGAACUCGUUCGUCAACGACAUCUUCGAGCGCAUCGCCGGAGAAGCUUCUCGCCUGGCUCACUACAACAAGCGCUCCACCAUCUCUUCCCGGGAGAUCCAGACCGCCGUGCGUCUGCUCCUCCCUGGUGAGCUGGCCAAGCACGCCGUGUCUGAGGGAACCAAGGCUGUCACCAAGUACACCAGCUCUAAGUAAA
Synchiropus splendidus (mandarinfish) is the source of this 397-nucleotide messenger RNA. RefSeq names its product histone H2B 1/2. The transcript has a single exon. NCBI's taxonomy places the organism in Eukaryota, Metazoa, Chordata, Actinopteri, Syngnathiformes, Callionymidae. Gene Ontology annotation, molecular function: protein heterodimerization activity; structural constituent of chromatin; DNA binding. The coding region runs from base 22 to 396 and encodes 124 amino acids. Gene Ontology annotation, cellular component: nucleosome. The record is from RefSeq and is a predicted model, not a curated record.